Molecule: messenger RNA, 986 nt
Organism: Arachis stenosperma
Lineage: Eukaryota; Viridiplantae; Streptophyta; Magnoliopsida; Fabales; Fabaceae
Exons: 8
Coding region: 101-706 (201 amino acids)
Source: RefSeq, a predicted model, not a curated record
AUCUAAGGUACGUUGGUGUAUAACAAUUAACACCCACUCUUGUAAGUGAUAACGUGUGAGUAUCAAACCCAACAAUCCAACAUUAGUUUGGAUUGCAGCAAUGAUGGUAUCUGCAAUACCAACACCAUUCUCUCCCAAUUGCUUCUUGCGUUCUCAUCAUCAUCAUCAUGUUUCUUAUUCCUCCUUCUUCAACUUCAACUGCGUGGUGCUGCCUCCCUCCUCUAACCCCAACUAUAUACUCAGAGCAUCUUCCUCUGAAGGACUUCCUGUUGAGAUUGUUGAAGACUCAAAAUUCGUUCCUUUGAAUGCUGAGGAUCCUAGAUAUGGUCCACCUGCAUUGCUGUUGUUGGGCUUUGAUGAAGAUGAGGCUUUUAAGAUUCAACAGCUUUUGAAAGAUUUGGAUGGUGAAUUCCUGAAGAUAAUCUAUUGUACUGAAGACAUGAUUACUCGUUCACUUUGGGAGGCAAUGCAUACAACACAAAACAGUUUGGAAGGGGUUAAGAUUGCAAAGUCGCUUCCUCGGAUAUGCUUCUUAUCCGGUUUAACUGGAGAGGAGAUGAUGAUGUUUAUUGAUGCUUUCCCAGAAAGUGGACUAAAAUCAACUGCGUUUGCGGCUCUUGUUCCGAACAGUGCCAAUAAACCACUGCAGGAGUUGAUAGAUGAAAUUAUGGGAGACCAUGAGAUGUUGACUGGAGAACAACUGUGAUGAGUAGAAUCCACCAAAUCCGAGGAAAAGCAAUUUCAUCUGAUCGAGGCCAACUAUUUUUCAACAUAUCAUGGAUAACGAAGUAUGCAUUGUAAAUCCGAGUGUAAUUAAAAAGUGUGUAAUUAAAGCCUAAUCUUUUGUGUAUUAAAUUGGUGUUUUGCCAACUUAAGAGUUCGUGCAUAUUUUCCAAAUUUGUCAGUUAGAUAAAUUAAAUUCAUACAGAAGGAAAAAACCAAAAACGACAAUGAAAUGAAUUGGAUGUUAUUCAUUAUAUACGGUA